This is a messenger RNA of Plasmopara halstedii, 1113 nucleotides long. RefSeq lists its product as uncharacterized. The record is from RefSeq and is a predicted model, not a curated record. NCBI's taxonomy places the organism in Eukaryota, Oomycota, Peronosporomycetes, Peronosporales, Peronosporaceae. The transcript has a single exon. Bases 1 to 1113 code for a protein of 370 amino acids.
AUGUUCGGAACUCUGUGCCAAGACAAGUGUUUGAUUGGUGUCACCCUUUGCUUUACGUUUAAUUUGGCUGUCGCCCAAGUCAACGACCGAGAUCUAACUGACCCUAGAGCCCAAAAUGUCACGAUGCACAAUAUUACGGCACCAUUUCAAGAUGCGCUGCCGAUUCAUAAUGGAUCUGGAGAAUUCAAGCUCGACAUUGACAUCAGCGACAAGGAGGAAAGAGAAUUUCCAUUUCAAGCCUUUUUCUCUCGCUUUCACCACAUAUUAUCUAACAUUGAACAUACAACAAAUUCAAUCUCAAAUGCUCACACCACUAUGGCGAAAAUUGAGAGACUUACGGAGCAUGAUGUGCAAAGCACCACCAAUUAUAUUGGCAACAAUCUGAGGGACUUGGCGAAUAACGUGGAAUUAAAUGCAAGGAUACCAGAUGAAAUGAAAAUUUUGAUACAAGACAUUGUUUCGGACGUUCUCCAGCGUUUGCAGCGCUUGAAGAAAGGGAAAGGACCUUCAAUUGAGAAUCUCGUCUCUAAUGUUCGCGAAAAUUUGCGUGACUUGGCGCAAAAACUCGAACCAUUUUAUGGACGCUUUGUGCCGCAUACUGACACCGAACUUAAGAUGAUAGAUCGGGGCACAAAAUCGUCCCAUGCGAAAUCACCUUUUCCAAACGGUGGCAAGCACAGCAGUGGUCACAUUAUUUACGAUACAGACGACGAUGUGAUAAUGAUGGACAAUGAACAUAUCGACAGAUAUAGGUUACGUGAUCUUGUGCAUUCCGAAAAACGAAGUGCGGAAGACGACAGCGAGCUACUUUUGUUGAUUCAGAAAUUCCAAAGAUCACAGUAUACAAAUGAUAGGAUCUGGGGUGACGUAGCGUUGAUCCGCAUGCUUCAAAACCCGACUUCAGGUAAAUUGGCCCGCGAGCAAUGGGUCAAAGACCAAGUUACUGUUUCCCAAGCCCAUAACUUUUUACGCAAAUACUCGAAAAAGGGAGUCAGCUUCUUCGAGAAUGAAUUGGGAAGCUUGUGGCUAUCGUACGUUGGAUAUUGUUGGGAGCAUGGGCACAGCGAGUUUUCUCCUAUCGACUUUUCCAACAAUUCGAAUUGGCGGAAAUAA